GCUGAGGUCCAGACUUGGCAGCUUCGGGCGCAGCGCCCGGAGGCUGCCUGGCAGGUCGGGGCUGAGCUGGCAGGACCAGGACUCAGACCCCUCUCGACCUCUCACUCUCGAACCCAGCCCCCGGCUGCCAAGCCGAGCGCACACUCACACUCCCUCCGGGCGCGCGGCUCCGGGGCAAUGGACGCGGCGCUGCUCCACAGCCUGCUGGAGGCCAACUGCAGCCUGGCUCUGGCCGAAGAGCUGCUCUUGGACGGUUGGGGGAUGUCCCUGGACCCCGAGGGUCCCUACUUCUACUGCAACACGACCUUGGACCAGAUCGGGACGUGCUGGCCCCGGAGCGCGGCCGGAGCCCUGGUGGAGAGGCCGUGCCCUGAGUACUUCAACGGCAUCAAGUACAACACGACCCGCAAUGCCUACCGAGAAUGCUUGGAGAAUGGGACGUGGGCCUCACGCAUCAACUACUCCCAGUGCGAGCCCAUUUUGGAUGAUAAGCAGAGGAAGUACGACUUGCACUACCGCAUAGCCCUCGUUGUCAACUACCUGGGCCACUGCGUGUCCGUGGCAGCCCUCGUGGCCGCCUUCCUGCUUUUCCUGGCCCUGCGGAGCAUCCGCUGUCUGCGGAACGUGAUUCACUGGAACCUCAUCACCACCUUUAUCCUGCGAAAUGUCCUGUGGUUCCUGCUGCAGCUCAUCGACCAUGAAGUGCAUGAGAGCAACGAGGUCUGGUGCCGCUGCAUCACCACCGUCUUCAACUACUUCGUGGUGACCAACUUCUUCUGGAUGUUCGCCGAGGGCUGCUACCUGCACACGGCCAUCGUCAUGACCUACUCCACUGAGCGCCUGCGCAAGUGGCUCUUCCUCUUCAUUGGAUGGUGCGUCCCCUGCCCCAUCAUCAUCGCCUGGGCCAUUGGCAAGCUCUACUAUGAGAAUAAACAGUGCUGGUUUGGCAAGGAGCCCGGCGACCUGGUGGACUACAUUUACCAGGGCCCCAUCAUCCUCGUGCUCCUGAUCAAUUUUAUCUUUCUGUUCAACAUCGUCAGGAUCCUAAUGACAAAGUUACGAGCCUCCACCACCUCGGAGACAAUCCAGUACAGGAAGGCGGUGAAGGCCACCCUGGUCCUCCUGCCCCUUCUGGGCAUCACCUACAUGCUCUUCUUCGUCAGCCCCGGGGAGGACGAGCUGUCGCAGAUCGUGUUCAUCUAUUUCAACUCCUUCCUGCAGUCAUUCCAGGGUUUCUUCGUGUCUGUCUUCUACUGCUUCUUCAAUGGAGAGGUGCGCUCGGCUGUGAGGAAGAGGUGGCACCGCUGGCAGGACCAUCACUCCCUCCGCGUGCCUGUGGCCCGGGCCAUGUCCAUCCCCACGUCACCCACGCGGAUCAGCUUCCACAGCAUCAAGCAGACGGCCGCCGUAUGACCCCUCCGUGCCCCCACCUCGCCUGUCACCUCACCCUCGGGACGGCCUCCUCAUCCUCCUCCAGCGCCUUUCGCCACAGGCCCCAGUGGCGGCACAGAGAGGGGAGGACCAGCUCUCCAGGCUGGCAGGAGAGAGGCCGUGCCACAGCCCAAGGGGCUCUCGGGAACCAGGGCCAGCUGGGUCCCCAGGAAGCCAGGGGAGAAGUCACAGGAAGCCGGGGGUGAAGAGCGGGUCAGCGGUCUUCAGGCCUCUACCCACACCAGCCUUUCUUACUGGAUCCUCACUGUAGCCCUGUUCACAGAUGAGAAGACUGAGGCCCAGCGUCAGGGAGGGCCUGCCCAAGUCACACAGCUGUUUCCUGGCAGACCUGGGGCUCCUCUGCCCCUCUCACCACCAGGGUCUUCCCACUGGCAGCAGGGUAAUGGUUGGCCCCAUGCCCUGCCUUCUGCCUCUGUGCUCGGUGGCGCCCUCUGCAGUUGGAGGGAAGCAUAGCCGCUGGAGUAAGGGAUUCAUUCCUUUGGCUUCGUCCCCGGGACUCUCACCUAGAGGAGCCUCACCUACACCCGCCCCUGACCCUGUCCUCCUGCCCCUUGGGCCUUUGGAAGGAUGCUGCUCCCUUUCCUGAGAGACCUCUUCUCAGCCUAAUGCAUAGAUUCAGGGCCUUGGGGAGGGGCGGGUGGGAGGAAGAUGCUGCCAGGGCAGCUGUACGGUCUUGGACCAGCCAGAUACACAGUGCAGGAUGAAGUGGGGAGAGGCAUCGGGAUGGGCUGGGAGAAGGAGUGGGGUACCAAGGCACGUCUUCGGUGAUUGGAACUAAUCCCUCUGCCCCCACCUGAGACUGGGCUUCAGCUUCCCCUUCAGAAAUACCAUCUCUGCUGUCUAUGAAAUAAACCAUGCCUCUGUGGAAA
Phacochoerus africanus (Common warthog) is the source of this 2321-nucleotide messenger RNA. It is a transcript of the gene CRHR2, whose product is annotated as corticotropin releasing hormone receptor 2. The record is from RefSeq and is a predicted model, not a curated record. Gene Ontology annotation, molecular function: corticotropin-releasing hormone receptor activity; G protein-coupled peptide receptor activity; peptide hormone binding. The transcript has 12 exons. Gene Ontology annotation, biological process: cell surface receptor signaling pathway; adenylate cyclase-modulating G protein-coupled receptor signaling pathway; long-term synaptic potentiation. The coding region runs from base 178 to 1413 and encodes 411 amino acids. Gene Ontology annotation, cellular component: plasma membrane; dendrite; axon terminus. NCBI's taxonomy places the organism in Eukaryota, Metazoa, Chordata, Mammalia, Artiodactyla, Suidae.